This is a messenger RNA of Pedinophyceae sp. YPF-701, 2253 nucleotides long. Lineage: Eukaryota; Viridiplantae; Chlorophyta; Pedinophyceae. The record is from the annotation of a GenBank genome assembly.
AUGGACGGCGCUGUGCACACUGAGCCUCCGAAAACGGACGGAGAGCCGCGUCCGUUGCUGAAGGAGCGCAAGCUGCUGGUACUGAGCUUCGGCCGGACAGCGGAUGAGGUGUGGGGCGGCAGCGUCUCGCCAUGUGGGCCCGCGCAGGACCUGUUGUCUUCGGAGCCGUCGACGACCGCCGGAAGCGCUGCGAUGUUUGCGCACGACAGGCUCGCGGCCCCGAGCGUGGAGGACAUCGCCACGAAGGUGCAGAACAUGAAGCCUUCGUUCAUCUACGUCAUCGGAGACGUCAUACCAGGCUACGACGGCGGACGAACGGCCACUCUCGGCCCCAUGGUCCGGCCCGACCCCAACGCCCCCGCGCAGCCGUCGAACGCGCCGCCGGCGACAGUCCCCCCCGUACACCCCCCCGUCCACGUCGACGCCCAGGGCGACACCGAAAUGCUCCCUGCCGCAGCCGACGUCGUCGCCGCGGCCCCGGCGCAGGCGCCCGUCGCCGGCGCGCCCGGCGAGGCAGCGGCUGCGCCGGCUCCGCCGCCGCAGGCGGGCGUGCCUUGCCCCGUGGAUGCAAGCGCACUGGUCGAGGCACUGCGAGGACGAUGCGAGUCCGUCGACUGCGUGUACCUCGACUUCCAGGCCUCGGACACCGUCGGCGAGGCGCUCCACCGCGACCUCGGCGUCCCAGCGGUCAUCUGCAUGCCCACAGCGCCGGUCCCCGCGGCAGUGCCCGCCGCCCUCUUCUCGCGUGUCUUCUUCUCGCUCCUGCGCCGGCCGGGCACCUCCGUGCACGAGGCUUUCGCACUCGCCGCGGCCGUCGCGUUCGCGCACUGCCAGCGCUCCCCGCCGUCCUCGGAGAGGGGGGGGUCCAUCUCGCACUACCACGUAGCGCCGUCGCUGCCCAUCAUGUUCUCCGCGCAGCCCGCCGCGCUGCCGUCCGCGGGCGCGGUGCCGCCGUGCCUGACCGGCACGCCGCCCGCGGACGUCCGCACCGCCGUCCCGGGCUGGGACUCCCUCCAGAUGUUAGUCCCCCGGGGACAAUUGCGAAUAACCAUCACUGGGGACCUCGCCUUCAUGACGUCGCACAAGCUCGCGGCGCUCGGAGAGGCCCUGCGCGGGCUGCUAGUCGUCGAGGCGCGCGGCGCCGUCCUCCGGCACGCGAGCGCCCCGUCCAAGGGUCUCCCGCUGACCAACGCCGCGCGCGCCCCGGGGCCGCUGCUGCGGUGCGACGUCGAGACCGCGUCCGGCGCGCAGUGCGCGGUGCUGCUCUCGGGCGAGCCCACGGCGCUCGAGAGCCGCGAGGGCUGCCAGCAGGCGCUGCGGAUGGCCCUGGCCGCCGACGCGCAGACGCUGCAGUUCCUCAUUCCGCCGAAAGGCGCGACGACGAUCCACCCGCGGCGCACGGAGGCCGUCGCGCACGGGUCCUCCUGCAUCGACCUCACCGUCGCCGGCUCCGUCUGGGCGCUGCACGCCCUGCAGCAGCUCGCCCAGGACGCGUCGUACCGUCUGCUGGCCGCGCUGGGCGUCGCCGCGCUGGGCGGCGCGCCGACGGCGGCGUUCUCGCGCGCGGACGCGAUGCUCUUCGACCUCGUGCGCGACUUCACGAAGAUCCCCCUGAAGCAGCCCCCGCAGUACCUUCCGGGGGAGGCGCCGCUGUUCGCCGCGGGCGCGGACCCCGAGCCGAUCGCGAUUCCGUACCUCGCGAACGGGCAGCGCGCGCCGUCCGCGCAGACGUUCCCGCCGCUCUUCGAGGAGUUCACGCCGCCGCCGGCCGCGCCGGUGGACGGCGGCGUGGCGGACGCUGAGCUGGACGAGGCGAAGCACGCGGCGCUGGGCGGGGCGAAGAUCCCCAAGGUGGACGGCAAGUACUACUGGACGGCGAUGGGGCUGCCCCGGCGCGCGCCGCUCGAGCGGUGCUCGAAGCCCGAGUUCGUGCAAGACCUCGCCGCGUUCAUCGAGGUCAAGCGGCCGGGGACGAUCAACGCGGCGACGUUUCCGGACACGGUGCUCAACGGGCAGAAGCUGGACGUGUGGACGAUGUACCGGGAGGUGGUGGCGUACGGGGGGCUGCGUGCGGGCGGAAACGCCAUCAAUUGGAAGAGCAGGGUUUGGCCGCGCAUGCACAACUACACGGAGAACAACAAGCUGACGGGCGUGGCCAAGGCGCUCAAGCAGCACUACAAGAACUUCCUGCUCGAGUACGAGGACUGCCACCCGGAGGACCUGCUCGCGGCGACGCACGCGCGCGACGGCUGA